UUAUAUACGGAGGAGGAGGAGGAGGAUAUAUAGAGAAGGAGAUCAGGUGUUCCGUUAUUUCCGAAGCGCUGUACGCCACCGCCGCCGUCCCGUAAACCUUUGCACUAAUAUGGGGGGUGAUUGUGAUGUGUCUAUGCCUAUUAGCAAAUUUGGGGAAGAGGAUUUGUUGGUCCUAAGCGAUGAUAAACAAACUGAAACUGAAACUGAAACUGAAGCGUGUGUGGGUGUGGGGGAGUUGAAUGACAUAACCACUCAAAACGAUUUGAGUGAAGAGGAGAGCCUUGAGGUGAAUACCGACAUUGACUGGAAUCAUGAGUUCCCUCCCCUUGUUACUCCAAAUACUAUCAAAGUUCUCUCUGUGGAAGAUCCAAGCACUUCAACUUGGGUGGAUGCACUCAAAAAACCAUGCUGUCCCAAGCUAAAUGGACACAAAUCUAAUGUCAAUGGAGACCAAUAUUGUGACUCUGAUUCACAGCUCAAACCGAAAUCUAUUGAUGAGCAUGAGCUUGCCUCCAGCUUCUUUUCAAUCAACAUUCCAAAUUUUCAUGACAAAUUUCUCAACGAACAAAUCAGUCUUGCAGAGUUACGGGAAGCCGUUGAACAAGAGAUGUUCGCGGUCGCGGAGGAGUAUUUGAAGACUCCAAACAAAGCCCUCAAAGCUAGUGGCUUGAAAGUUGAGAGUGUUGCAGUAGUAACACCAAAGCACAGUAAUGGUGAUUUGAACGAAGAUGUAAGUGUCGACAAGGUAGAAGAAAUGGAGGGAAAAGAGCAGAAAGUUGAAAUGGGGGAAGAAGAAAAAAGAGAGAAGAAAAGGCAGAAAAGAUUAGAUUGAGGGAAACAAAGAGGGCUGCCGCAGUUGCUAACCAAGAGUUCAACAAAGAGGCCUCAUCAUCUCUAGAGCUAAAGCAAGAAAUGAGGACCAAAAGAAGAUAGAAACAGCCGAGAACCAGAGCAAACCUUCUUCUUCUUCACUCAAGCUUGUGGAAGAUCAAGAUGAAAUAGAAACACUUGAGUACCAAAGCGAACCUCCUUCUUCUUCGCUCAACAAGCAGCAACAAAUUUCCAUGCUCAAAGAAGCAUCAA
Molecule: messenger RNA, 1083 nt
Organism: Salvia splendens (bonfire salvia)
Lineage: Eukaryota; Viridiplantae; Streptophyta; Magnoliopsida; Lamiales; Lamiaceae
Exons: 5
Coding region: 110-832 (240 amino acids)
Source: RefSeq, a predicted model, not a curated record